This is a messenger RNA of Amborella trichopoda, 665 nucleotides long. Its product is annotated as asterix-like protein. Gene Ontology annotation, molecular function: protein folding chaperone. The record is from RefSeq and is a predicted model, not a curated record. Gene Ontology annotation, biological process: protein insertion into ER membrane. Lineage: Eukaryota; Viridiplantae; Streptophyta; Magnoliopsida; Amborellales; Amborellaceae. Gene Ontology annotation, cellular component: endoplasmic reticulum membrane.
GAUUCGAGAGAGGGGGAGGGGGGGGUUCGUAGAGAGAGAAAGAGUACGUAAGUGGAUCGAUAUUUCAGAAGAGAGAUAAAGUUUAGAGAGAGAAAGGCAGAAGAAGAGAGAGAAUGUCUCAUUCUGGUGGCGCGGACCCUCGCAUGCCCUCUGCUUCCAAGCCCUAUGCCUCCUCUCCCAUCUCUGCAACUGAUCUCCCUGCUGAUUACUCUGGUUUUUUCGCCAUCGCUUUCGGAAUUGUGGGCUUGAUGCUUAGGUACAAGCUCUGUUCGUGGUUGGCUAUCAUUUGCUGUGCCCAAUCUCUGGCCAACAUGAGAAAUGUUGAGAAUGACCUCAAGCAAGUAGUAAUGGCAAUGACGUUUGCUAUUAUGGGGUUAGUGACUCAUUACACUGGGGCAUCUCGGCAGGCUUCAACACAAAGUUGAACAUGUUUGGCCUUGUGGGGUUUAGACACACUACACAGGGGAAUCUUGGCAGCUUCAACACAAUGUUGAAACAUGUAAAAGCAUUUUCUGUCUUUCUCAGUGAGGGGAUUUCAUGGUUUUUUUUCCGUGAGGUGUAGGGUUUAAGAAACCAGCCAGAUAUUUGUGAGGAAAUUGUUUGAGGCCACAACUCCAUGUAAUAGUCCCUUACAUCUUCAUAAUUUUCCAUUUCUCCCAUGUCAA